AUGAGCUGCAUGAAUUAUGCGCGGCGUCUGUCGAAAAACGAAAACAAAGGGCCGUUGGGCGAAAAGGAAUAUUUUGAAGAUUCUGAGGAAGAAAAAAGAAAAAUAAAAACACUGAUUGAAAAAAUAAGAACCAGUGAACACAUCGUCGUUCAUGCUGGUGCCGGCAUAUCCACCAGCUCAGGGUUACAAGAUUUUAGGGGCCCCACAGGAAUAUGGACAAAUGAGUUCCUGAGCCAAGCGAAUCACAGAAGGAAGAGGCAAUUGGAGAAGCGACGCAAGGGGGGGAAGGAAGCGAGCGAGGUGAAGGUACAGGAGGCGAAGCCACAUAAGGAGACCCAGGAUGUAAAGACCCCUCAUCCAAAUGAUAGCCAAAACGCGAAGGCGAAGAUGAUACGAAGAAGCUUACAAGAAAAAUGCGAACUCUCGGAUGACCCCGGCCAGCACAUCUCUGUUAACAGAACGGAGGAGUCGCCAUUCAAUUUUGUCAAAAGAAAGAGUCCUGAGUUUUUGUACGAAGGCGACACACUCGAAUCGCAGACAGGGAGAGCGGAUAAUUGCCAAGAGUACCGCUCAAGGGAUACAAAAUUAGCACAUGAACAGCGUCAAGGUUAUGCAGGCUUUCAAGAAAAGGAAUAUUUAAAUGGUUACAACAGGGGAGAACAUGUCGAGGCAGACAGAGGAUCGAUCCGUACUAAGGGGGAUAACCAUUCUAUGAAGGAAAAACAGAAAAAUGAAAAUUUUGACAUGACACUCCUGCACAGCAGAAUGAAAAAGGAGGAACGAGAAGGGGGGGAAGAAAGCAGCCAUGUGUGCGUAAAAAAAGAAAAUGCAUUUGGCACUUAUGAGGGAGACUCCACAAGCUUCGACCCAAAUGGUAGCAAUAAACAGGGUGAUGCACCUGGUGGAGAGGCAGCUGACGGAGAUGCUAUGGAGGUAACACAAAAUCCCCCUUCAAACGAACACUAUGUCAUAUUUGGAAACAGAAAAAAAAAAGUCAUCGAUUUGCACCUAGCCCUGCCAACCAAAACGCACAUCAUGAUAAAGGAGCUGAUGAACAGGAACAUUAUAAAAUUUUUAAUCACGCAAAAUAUAGAUUCCCUACACUAUAGGUGUGGAACUAAAUUUUCGAAAAUUUCAGAAAUACAUGGAAAUAUAUUCAUCGAAAGGUGCGAUUUUUGUGGUAGAAGAUAUUUGAGAGAUUUUGUUGUAUCGACGAUUAGUUUUCAACCCACGGGAGCGUUGUGUUUUUUAUGUUCUUUUCCCCCGAUAGGUGUAUGUACAGAUGUUUUAUUAGACUGGAAUAAUGCAUACGAAGAUUUCUUCCACUUAAAUUCUAUCAGACAUUCUCAGAUGGCUGAUUUUCACUUCUGUCUGGGGUCCAGCUUUUACAUUGUCCCUGCUAGCUAUUAUCCAUCCAAAAAAAAAUUUGCAAAUGAGAAGUCGUUCAGCUGCUUGAUUAAUUAUCAGAAGUCUUCCCUGUCCAAGGAAGUUGAUUUAAGUUUGCAUUCUAAUGUGAACAACAUUUCUGAUAUCAUCAUUAAAGAAUUUUCUCUAGAACCUCUCUGCAUUAGAACUGCCUUGAUUGUCGUGGUCAGGUGCCAAGUAAUCCACUUUGAUUUAAUUUUCGACAAAUUGAUAACGGUGAAUAAUAUCAUCCAAGAUAACAACUGUGUAGACUUACCCAAGGGAGAAAUUUCCAGCGACUUGUCAUUCCGAAUUGUCAAAACGGAGGAUGAUUAUUCAGGGGAGGGGGAAGAGUAUCCCUCGGGGGAGCAAACGCACCUCAAUAAGGGGGAAAAGUACUCCACUUAUGAUGGGAUCAAGCACUUAAAGGAGGAUAGAAACCCGUCCAUACAUUUAUACACACAUCGGAAUGAUUCUGAUGUUGACCCACAAGAAAUGCAUAGGGACAGGAACCGAUUUAGGGAACAACUCUUUUUAAUCAAAUGCUCGAUGGUUAAAAAGGUUAGUACUAACGAACCAGUUGACGAGGCACACAAAUUAGGAGUAACCCUGAUAGAUAAGACUAAAGGCAUUUGGCUAGUAAGGACAAAUUUUUCCUGUCUAUUAGAAGUCGAAUUAUGGUACAAUUCCUUCGUUUUGCUAAAAUUAAAUUAUGAUGAAAACUGCCCGUUCGUGGAACUAAAUGCAUGGAGUGUGAACGUGGCUUAUACAUAUGGUGACGACAUUGAUGAUGUGGACUAUGUCAACAGGGGUGCUCCUAAAAGUAGAAAUUUCGAUUUGCACAAAAAUAAGUAUGUGGAUAGCACUAGUCCGCACAUGUGCAGUACCGAAAAUGGUGCACACAUAAAGGAAAAAGUGACAAGCGAGACUAACCAUAGGGAGGGCAGCCUUUCAAAUCGCUACAACGACCAUAGGGGACGUCAUGAUGUACGGCAUGAUGCACGUCAUGAUUCACCUGAUGAUGCACAGCAUGAUGAACCUCAUGAUGCACGGAAGGAUCCACGGCAGAAUCCACGGCACUCGUUGCCCAUUUCAGAAAUAUUGCCCGAACAUGUAUAUGUGGGUUACAAUCCAAACAAUAUCAAACCGCACUCUGGGGUUGAGCACCUAGCCAUUUUGACCAACGCGAGCAAGCUCUCCAAGCAUAGCAAUUACGCGUGCUUCGAACUUCCCAACGCGCUCAAAUUGCUAUACAAUUUGUUCUGCCUCGUAAAUAAGUCGGAAAGGGCAAGGGAAACAGAAAAAGAAAGUCAGGGCGAACACGUGAAAAGGGAAGAAACACCCAAUAGAGACACAAUAGAGACGUUCGUAAAAAACUUGCAUUCGCCAAAAAAUGUCAAUUUAUACACAACCGAUUUUAUAAACUCCUUUACACAAAAGGAAAACAUGGAGUAUCAAAGCCAUUACACCUUCAGGGAAAGGAAAAAAAGAAACUUAAGUGACUUCAAUUUGUGCUCCUCCUCUGAUGAAAACAAGGAAAAGAAAAUGCUCGUUUUUUAUAACCUAUACAUGAAGGAAAGAAGUGAUGUUUAUAAUGUCGCAAUUGGGAUGGAUAGAAUCCGGAAACACUCUUUUGAUUUUUUCCUACCUAGUAGUUACUCUCCAAGAAGUGCCUCAAAAGGGCACCUUCGCGAUUCCCCAACAAGGAAAGAAACACGUGAAGCGAACAAAUUUAAUGACAAUAAUUCUGUAGCAAGCACCAGCAAAAUUGAACGUGAUCCUUUACACGAGAUGCACCACUUAAAAAUGGCGCCCUCACAAAAUGGGAAAAAUUGUGCUGAAUACGAAAACGUGGAUGAGGACAGCUAUCGGAAAGACAGAGUCUCACUCAGUCAGGGGAGUGAACCCAUCUUGAGUAAUAUCCCAAAAGAAAAGUUGGAAAUCCCUCCGACGGAAAAGGCUACGAAGAAUUAUAACACUGCCGCUGAGGAACAAUCAAGCAACGAUUCGAAUACAAAUGGUUUUAAAGAGAAGUACCCCAAAUCAGAUAAAGCCAGCGCUAGUCACUUAGAGGAAGAGGAAAAUCACGCCAGCACCACAAAAAAGAAGUCACAUCAUUUUAACCACCGGUCCUCGGAACUGUUGUUCUACCCAGUUAUGCUUAUAAAUAACAAACACCAACUUGGUGAAUUGGUGUCCAGAAUACCCAAGUAUAUCAAACCCCCGAAGAGGUACACUCCCUACAGGAAGCUCAGCAGGGAUAAGAAAAAUUCCAAUACUCUUCAGAGAUGUAGAAGUGAAAUUUGGCAGGGAAAAUACAACGAGAUGGUUUGCGAUAUGGAGAAAGAGCACGCUGUGGAUUUUGUUCUCUUCCGGGAGAUCAGCUACUUCCCUUUGUGGCUUUUGAAUUAUGUAAACGACUUGUUCGAGUGUUUGUGA
Plasmodium inui San Antonio 1 is the source of this 3843-nucleotide messenger RNA. RefSeq lists its product as hypothetical. The coding region runs from base 1 to 3843 and encodes 1280 amino acids. The transcript has a single exon. Gene Ontology annotation, molecular function: NAD+ binding. NCBI's taxonomy places the organism in Eukaryota, Apicomplexa, Aconoidasida, Haemosporida, Plasmodiidae. The record is from RefSeq and is a predicted model, not a curated record.